This is a messenger RNA of Bipolaris sorokiniana ND90Pr, 1125 nucleotides long. RefSeq lists its product as uncharacterized. The transcript has 7 exons. NCBI's taxonomy places the organism in Eukaryota, Fungi, Ascomycota, Dothideomycetes, Pleosporales, Pleosporaceae. The coding region runs from base 74 to 997 and encodes 307 amino acids. The record is from RefSeq and is a predicted model, not a curated record.
CUCGUGUGAUAUAAUCUAACAAUGGUGCUCUGCUCUAGAUGGCAGAACCAUUCAGAUACAAACUAAAUUCAUUAUGAGCACGCAAAACGUUAUCGUCGUACCAGUAGCAGGCGAAGGUGCUCGACAGCCUGGCCAGGAUACAACAGAGAUUGCUUCGACAAUUCAACAUGCGUUGGAAGAGAAUGCACAUCCGACGCAGCCACAGCCUGGACCGUUGAAGCAGAUCAUAGCCCAUCAAGAGUCGCUUUACCAGUACAUCAACUGGAAUGAUCCGACCCGUACCCUGGGCUCUUAUAUCGGCGUUCUCAGCCUGCUGUUCGGUGCACACUAUCUCCCGCUUACCCAGAUAGCCUUGAAGGGUGGAGUGACCGCCCUGGGAUUGGUAUCAGUUACCGAAUCUGCCAGCCGCAUGUUGGGCAACCGCUCUCUGUCAGCUCAGCUACGGCCUAAAGAGUACAAGACGUUCCCGGAGCCGACCCUCAACGCGACACUGAAGGACAUUCAUGACUUUGUCCAGUACGCUGCAGUUCAGGCUCAAAAGAUCAUAUUUGGCCAAGACCUACAAAAGACAUUUGCUUCAUUCCUCGGUCUGACAGCUCUAUACUGGCUCGUCAAAGCAGUCCCUCCUUUCUGGCUCGCCGUCCUAGCCGUAACUUCAGUCUAUGCCGCCCCCCUCAUCGCCUCCCCACGCAGCCGCAAAAUGGCCCGCGAAGCCGGCACAAAUGCCCAGGAACUCGCGGCGGCGGCCACCCACAACGGCCGCAUGCUCGCCCAUGACGCAAGCACAGGUGCUCAGAAACUUGCCAACACCGUCACGGAAACUAGCCGCGCAGCUACAAACAGUAUCAGUUCGGGUGCGCAGGAGGUAGCAAACCAAGGGAACGUGCUGGCGCAAAAAGCAAGCCCAAGCUGCCAGCUCCACUACUACCCAUGGCAAGGAACACGCAUACACAAACACUCACGGCCCCACUGUCUAUGCUUCCAGCACUGGGAAUGACAGAGCUUCAGCAGUAACAGGCCCAGAAGCCGACCGCUCCACUCCCCGCGGUGUCGUUGCUUCGUCCCAACAACCGGUUUACACGGGUGCGGCGGUGACGGAGGCGGAGAAGCCUGCAGUUAUGUAUA